AUGGUCAUUACAUAGUGUAAUAACACUAGCAUUACAUUGUACUUUAUACAUGCUAAUUUUAUUAUUUACAUUUUACAGUUUGAAGUCCAAUCUGGAUUAAAGCAGGGUGAUGCAAUGUCUCCUUUACUAUUUAAUUUAGCACUUGAAAAAAAUAAUAGAGAUAUAUCAGUAAACCAUGAAAUGGAGCUGAACGGCAAAAAUGUAAUGCUAGCGUACGCUGACGACAUUGUUAUUAUAGGUGAUACAGAAAACGAUGUAGUUGAGGCUACACGGAAAUUAAUAGAGUCCAGUCACAGAAUGAACCUAACUAUCAAUGAGGAAAAACCAAAUACCUGA
Molecule: messenger RNA, 336 nt
Organism: Cinara cedri
Lineage: Eukaryota; Metazoa; Arthropoda; Insecta; Hemiptera; Aphididae
Source: the annotation of a GenBank genome assembly